Rhea pennata is the source of this 3062-nucleotide messenger RNA. It is a transcript of the gene SND1, whose product is annotated as staphylococcal nuclease and tudor domain containing 1. The coding region runs from base 39 to 2768 and encodes 909 amino acids. The transcript is spliced from 24 exons. Gene Ontology annotation, molecular function: nuclease activity; RNA binding. Gene Ontology annotation, cellular component: RISC complex; nucleus; cytosol. Lineage: Eukaryota; Metazoa; Chordata; Aves; Rheiformes; Rheidae. The record is from RefSeq and is a predicted model, not a curated record. Gene Ontology annotation, biological process: mRNA catabolic process; regulatory ncRNA-mediated gene silencing.
CGCCGCCGCUCGGCCCCGUCCGCCGCCGCCGCCCCGCCAUGGCCUCCGUGGCGGCCCCCGGGCAGGGCGGCUCCGCGCCCCCCCUCGCCGUCCAGCGCGGCAUCGUCAAGAUGGUGCUCUCGGGAUGCGCCAUCAUCGUCCGCGGACAGCCCCGGGGCGGGCCGCCGCCCGAGCGGCAGAUCAACCUGAGCAACAUCCGCGCCGGCAACCUGGCCCGCCGCGCGGCCGCCGGGCAGCCGGAUGCCAAGGACACCCCGGAUGAGCCCUGGGGCUUUCCUGCUCGCGAGUUCCUGCGCAAGAAGCUCAUCGGGAAGGAGGUCUGCUUCACGGUGGAGUACAAGACCCCGCAAGGCCGCGAGUACGGGAUGGUGUACCUGGGCAAAGACACAAGCGGCGAGAACAUUGCCGAGUCUCUCGUGGCAGAAGGACUGGCCUCCCGCAGGGAAGGAAUCCGAGCCAAUAAUCCUGAGCAGAACAGACUGGCAGAGCUGGAGGAGCAGGCCAAGAUUGCAAAGAAAGGGAUGUGGAGUGAAGGGACAGGCUCUCACACGAUCCGGGAUCUCAAAUACACGAUCGAAAAUCCUCGGCACUUUGUGGACUCCAUGCACCAGAAGCCAGUCAAUGCCAUCAUAGAGCACGUCCGGGACGGCAGCGUGGUGAGAGCGCUCCUCCUUCCUGAUUACUACCUGGUCACAGUCAUGCUCUCGGGCAUCAAGUGCCCCACGUUCAAGCGGGAGGCAGACGCCCCAGAAGUCCCCGAGCCGUUUGCGGCAGAAGCAAAGUUCUUCACGGAGUCACGGCUGCUGCAGAGGGACGUGCAGAUUGUUCUGGAGAGCUGCCACAACCAGAACAUCCUGGGCACCAUCCUGCACCCGAACGGCAACAUCACGGAGCUGCUGCUGAAGGAAGGCUUCGCCCGCUGCGUGGACUGGUCCAUCGCUGUGUACACGCGCGGGGCGGACAAGCUGCGCGCUGCCGAGAGGUACGCCAAGGAGCGCAAGCUGAGGAUCUGGAGGGACUACGUGGCUCCCACGGCGAACCUGGAUCAGAAGGACAAGCAGUUUGUAGCCAAGGUGAUGCAGGUGCUGAACGCCGACGCCAUCGUGGUGAAGCUGAACUCGGGAGACCACAAGACCGUUCACCUCUCCAGCAUCCGGCCGCCCAGGCUGGAGGGCGACGGCGCGCAGGACAAGAACCGGAAGCUGCGGCCGCUCUACGACAUCCCCUACAUGUUCGAGGCCCGGGAGUUCCUGCGCAAGAAGCUCAUCGGGAAGAAGGUGAACGUCACGGUGGACUACAUCCGCCCCGCGAGCAGCGCCACCGAGACCGUGCCCGCCUUCUCCGAGCGCACCUGCGCCACCGUCGCCAUCGGCGGGAUCAACAUCGCCGAAGCCCUGGUCAGCAAGGGCCUGGCCACCGUCAUCCGCUACCGGCAGGACGACGACCAAAGGUCCUCGCACUACGACGAGCUCCUGGCCGCCGAGGCUCGAGCCAUCAAGAACGGCAAAGGACUGCACAGCAAGAAGGAGGUGCCGAUUCACCGGGUGGCGGAUAUCUCCGGGGACACGCAGAAGGCGAAGCAGUUCCUGCCGUUCCUGCAGCGGGCCGGCCGCUCCGAGGCCGUGGUGGAGUACGUCUUCAGCGGCUCCCGCCUCAAGCUCUUCCUGCCCAAGGAGACCUGCCUGAUCACCUUCCUGCUCGCAGGUAUCGAGUGUCCGCGCGGCGCCAGGAACCUGCCGGGGCUGGUGCAGGAGGGAGAGCCCUUCAGCGAGGAGGCCGCGCACUUCACCAAGGAGCUGGUGCUGCAGCGAGAGGUGGAGGUGGAAGUGGAGAGCAUGGACAAAGCCGGCAACUUCAUCGGCUGGCUGCACAUCGACGGCGUCAACCUCUCGGUGGCCCUGGUGGAGCACGCCCUCUCCAAGGUGCACUUCACCGCCGAGCGCAGCCCCUACUACAAGUCGCUGCUCGCCGCCGAGGAGGCCGCCAAGCAGAAGAAGGAGAAGGUCUGGUCCCACUACGAGGAGGCGCCGGUGGAAGAGGUGGUGCCGGUGCUGGAGGAGAAGGAGCGCACGGCCAACUACAAGCCCGUCUUUGUCACGGAGAUCACGGAUGACCUGCACUUCUACGUGCAGGACGUGGAGACGGGUUCCCAGCUGGAGAAGCUGAUGGAGAACAUGCGGGGCGAGAUCGCGGCGCACCCGCCCGUGGAGGGCUCCUACGUGCCGCGCCGCGGCGACUACUGCAUCGCCAAGUUCGUGGACGGAGAAUGGUACCGGGCGCGGGUGGAGAAGGUGGAGUCGUCGGCCAAAGUGCACGUCUUCUACAUCGACUACGGCAACAAGGAGACGCUGCCGUCCGCGCGCCUCGGCGCCCUGCCGCCCGCCUUCAGCACCCGCGUCCUGCCCGCCCAGGCCACCGAGUACAAGUUCGCCUUCAUCCAGGUGCCCCAGGACGAGGACGCGCGGGCGGACGCGGUGGACAGCGUGGUGCGCGACAUCCAGAACACCCAGUGCCUGCUCAACGUGGAGCACGUGGGGCCCGGCUGCCCCCACGUCACCCUGCAGUUCGCCGACUCCAAGAGCGACGUGGGGCUGGGGCUGGUCAAGGAGGGGCUGGUCAUGGUGGAGGUGCGCAAGGAGAAGCAGUUCCAGAAGGUGAUCACCGAGUACCUGAACGCCCAGGAGACGGCGAAGAGCGCCAGGCUGAACCUGUGGCGCUACGGGGACUUCCGCGCCGACGACGCGGACGAGUUCGGAUACAGCCGCUAAGGGACGCUUCGGGGCCCGGCCGUGCCCCCCCCCCCCCCCGCCGCCACCGCACUAACGCCCCCCCCCCGCCCGGCCCCCCGCGCCCCUGUCCCCGUCCCCGGGCCCGGAUGGGGCGGGGCGGGGGGGCUGGCAGUGGCCCAGCGCCUUCGGGGCCCCCCCAACCCCCGGGCUCGGCUCGGCGGGGGGGCGGGUGGCCCGGGGGGGGGGGGGUCCCGGCCCCCCUCGCCCGCCCCCGCCGCCGCCCUGGCCUGUAUUUAAAGCUUUGGAGGCCCAAUAAAAGUAGUCAAGCGUGGC